This is a messenger RNA of Spodoptera litura, 1154 nucleotides long. RefSeq lists its product as uncharacterized. The record is from RefSeq and is a predicted model, not a curated record. Lineage: Eukaryota; Metazoa; Arthropoda; Insecta; Lepidoptera; Noctuidae.
UUCAUAGACUAUGGACUUUAGAACAUUUCUAAACGAAUAAAAAAAAAAGAAAGUGACAGAAGUCAGUUGUCUACCUGACAGCUGAGAAUAUUUUUACUCAACGAUUUUUUCGCGCGCGUUUCGUGUACAUUGUGAAAAAAUAUCGAAUUCUUCAUAAACAACGAAAGAUAUUGAAAAUGGCUAAAAAAAAGUCAAUGCAUGAUGACGAAAUUGCGAAGGCGCUGCAUGAGUUGGAAUCUUCUGAGGAUGAAGACGAAAUAGAUAUCUACAGUUUUAGUGACACUCGUCUAACCGUAGAUAUGAACUCUGCUUUAGACAAAAUCCAAAACGUAUCAUAUGAAGAGCUUUUGGAGACAUUGGAAUCGUCAAAUUCAACUUUCGAAGAAGUUCCGCAUGUGGUAACUGAGGAGUCGUCACAUCAAAUAUAUCUUUCUACUACUUCUAAUGAUGUGCAUAUGAGUGAACCAUCUUUGCCUAUGGAUUGUGAAAGGAAUUUCGAUCAAAGCGAGCCUCAAAUAAAUGACUCUUCAAUGCCCGUAGAAAAUGUAGAGAAUGAAGAAUAUUAUAGAGAAUUGUUUCAGGUUUAUAGUGGAUUACAAAACAAGGUUCGCCAGUGGUCAAGUAAUGUCGAAAACUUCACAGAAAAAAGAGCUUUUGAGAAGGAUCUCAAGUCCCUUAUUACAGUAAGCCGAGCUACACCUGCAAAUUAUUUUUCAAAGAUGUUUCCAGAUGAGUUGUUAGAAAUAUUAGUGACAAACACAAAUAAAUAUGCUUAUUUCAAAAAAUCAAAGUUUUGGAAAGACACAAACAAAGAAGAGCUUACUGCAUUUCUAGGAAUAUUUAUACUCAUGGGAUUGAACCCUUUGGCAGAUUUUGAAUUAUAUUGGUCCUCUGAUAGAUUUUAUAAUAACACAGAAAUUAGCAGUAUAAUGCCGUUGAAAAGGUUCAAAAAAAUUUUGGAGAAUUUUCAUGUAAGUGACAUAACCAAGGAGCUACCACGAGAUCAUCCAAAUUAUGAUAAGUUGGGAAAACUAAGACCAGCUAUAUCCAUUGUAAAUCAAACAUUCCGGACGUGUGCAGAGAACUCUAACCACCAAUCAAUAGAUGAGAGCAUGGUGAAAUUCAAGGGGCGGGAUAGGAGUCCCAUAAUCUAG